This is a messenger RNA of Lemur catta (Ring-tailed lemur), 3887 nucleotides long. It is a transcript of the gene SYT12, whose product is annotated as synaptotagmin 12. Bases 1 to 2019 code for a protein of 672 amino acids. The record is from RefSeq and is a predicted model, not a curated record. Gene Ontology annotation, biological process: regulation of dopamine secretion; calcium-ion regulated exocytosis; cellular response to calcium ion. NCBI's taxonomy places the organism in Eukaryota, Metazoa, Chordata, Mammalia, Primates, Lemuridae. The transcript has 13 exons. Gene Ontology annotation, molecular function: SNARE binding; clathrin binding; calcium ion binding.
AUGUGCAGCGGGGCUCGUGAACAAGCCGCGGGCUGCUCUAAUGAGUCACCCACAGUCGCUGCUGGUCGGCCUGGUGUUGUUCGGGUAGAAAGGGGUUGCACCACCGCAGCAGGCAUCAUGGCCGUGGACGUGGCAGAAUACCACCUGAGUGGGGACCCCCAGGAGACCCUUGUCCUGCUGUUCCCUGAGGAUGAGCCUGUCCCCAGAAUCCACUCACUUGGGACCCUUCAUGGAACCUGUCAAACACAGCUGACCAGUCACAGCGCUGAGCCGGGAGAUGCCCCCCCAGACUCCAGACACGCCCCUGCGGGCCCGCCAGCUGAUGGAGGCCCCCAGCCAGCCCAGGGCGAGCUGAAGGAUGCAGCAGGGACCCCCCUUUCCCAGCCCCCAGCGAGGGUCCUCACUUCCACCCACAGGCCUGGUUCUCAGCCAAGACCUAGCAUGGCCCUGGUGCCCAACACAGCCACUGGGAACACAACCUUCCCCCGUCGGGCCUCUGCCCGGCUAAGUCCUCGGGUCUGGCAUGGAGGGGACCGCACGGGCCCGGAGCCGACCACCUGGCAGCAGAUCUCCCCCGAACCCUCAGCGUCCCCGUCCCCCUGCCCCCUUUUCUGCCAACCCGGGCACGGGCGCCCGUCCCUCAGCACCCGGGACCCUCCCGUGCAGGAGCCUGGCUCUGCUUUGCCCCUCUCGCGCCUGUGGCCUGCUCAGACCCCAGGCGUCUGCUCCCAUCCCCAGUCAGCCCCCAGCGACUGCUCGCCGGCCGCGGUGACCCAGCCGGAGCGGCUCAUCAAGAGCCCCCCCGGCUGGGAGGUGGGUGUCUACGCUGCAGGGGCCCUGGCGCUGCUGGGCAUCGCGGCUGUGAGCCUGUGGAAGCUCUGGACGUCGGGGAGCUUCCCCAGCCCCUCCCCGUUCCCGAAUUACGACUACAGAUACCUUCAGCAGAAGUACGGCGAGACCUACGCAGACGCCAGGCAGAAGAGAGUGCCUGCCUGGAACACCCAGCAGGCCAGCGCGCGGGGACCACCCAGCCGCAAAGGCAGCCUCAGCAUCGAAGAUGCCUUUGAGAGCAUCAGCGAGCUGGGGCCCCUGGAGCUGAUGGGCCGGGAGCUGGACCUGGCCCCCUACGGGACCCUCCGCAAGUCCCAGUCGGCCGACUCCCUGAACUCCAUCUCCUCCGUGAGCAACAACUUUGGGCAGGACUUCACGCUGGGCCAGGUGGAAGUGAACAUGGACUACGAUGCCACUUCCCACACCCUGCACGUGGCCGUGCUGCAGGGCAAGGACCUCCUGGAGCGGGAGGAAGCCAGCUUUGAGUCCUGCUUCAUGCGCGUCAGCCUGCUGCCCGAUGAGCAGAUCGUGGGCAUUUCCCGGAUUCAGAGGAAUGCCUACUCCAUCUUCUUUGAUGAGAAGUUCUCCAUCCCCCUGGAUCCCACAGCCCUGGAGGAGAAGAGCCUGCGGUUUUCUGUGUUUGGCAUUGACGAGGACGAGCGGAAUGUCAGCACGGGGGUGGUGGAGCUGAAGCUUUCUGUGCUCGACCUCCCACUGCAGCCCUUCAGCGGCUGGCUCUACUUACAGGACCAGAACAAGGCCGCCGAUGCUGUCGGGGAGAUCCUGCUCUCCCUCAGCUACCUCCCUACGGCGGAGCGCCUCACUGUGGUCGUGGUGAAGGCCAAGAAUCUCAUCUGGACCAACGACAAGACCACAGCGGACCCCUUCGUCAAGGUAUACCUGCUGCAGGAUGGGAGGAAGAUGAGCAAGAAAAAGACGGCCGUGAAGAGGGAUGACCCCAACCCGGUGUUCAACGAAGCCAUGAUCUUCUCGGUGCCAGCCAUCGUGCUCCAGGACCUGUCUCUCCGCGUGACAGUGGCUGAGAGCAGCAGCGAUGGUCGUGGAGACAACGUGGGCCACGUCAUCAUUGGGCCAUCGGCCAGCGGCAUGGGCACCACACACUGGAACCAGAUGCUGGCCACACUGCGCAGGCCCGUGUCCAUGUGGCACGCUGUCCGGCGAAACUAGCAGCCAGCGUGGGCCAGGUGGGCGGCAGAGCCGCUGGAGCCUGGCACAAACUCAGCUCUGGCCGACGCCCUCUCCAUAGCCCGCUGGAGCCAUGAACGCUGGGGUCCCCCAGCAGAGUCCUCAUGAGACAUCUCCGUCCCUUUGUCCAGAUUGGAGCGGCCGUGGCUCUAUGUCCAGCGACCCAGGGCUCUCUCCCACUGAGGACCCGCUGUGGCUGGGCCGGGACCCAGGGAGUGCGGCUGGGCACUGGCCAGUUGGGGUCCAUCUCGAGCUCCCCCCACCCUGCUCCCGCUGGGAGGCGAGCUGCCAAGGCAGGCCACCGAGUCUUGGGUACAGGCACUGGGCUAGGCACCUAGGACCGGCAGGGGUAACACAAACAGAAGCCUGCCCCCAGGACACCGGGAAAACAAGACCCCUUGCCCCAGGGGCUCCGCUCUGUGCUGACCGGUGGCCCAGCCACACAGGCUCCGGGAGGGCUCUGAGGGAGGGGGCGGCAGGGAGGGAGCUGAGCAUGUCCCAGGCAGGGGCCCGCGUGGGAAAGGAUGGGAACUUUCCGGCACAAACGCAGUCCUCAGCCCGCUGCCCUGGAUCAGGGAGGGACCUCUCUGGGCAGGAGAGACCAAGAGACCAGGCCCAGGCAGAAGCCUGCAGGCCGCGUGAACUCCACUCCCGAACCUCAGCCGUCGCGAGAACCCAGGUCCCCGCUCCGUCCAGGCCGGGUCGCUGGCGGGUGGUGGGGCGGGUGGGACACUGGCGGCAGAGGUCUUGGUGGGCCGCGGGCACCUGGAAAGAUGUAGUGGACAAGGAAGCCCCUCGGCGGGGCCUUGGAGCCGUGGCAGUGAGGAGGGACUGUCCAGGUGGCUGAGGCAUGAUGGGAACUUGGGGGGAUCAGGGAGGUUGGGUGGCUUGAGGGACAGCCCGAGAAGAUGGAAUGCCAGUCUAGGAAGGGGCGGCUCUGGAGCAUGGCCCCACCCCCCAGGACACCGGGUGUCUAGGUCAAGUUCCCUGGAAGUAAAACCUGAGCUGGGGACUCCUGGGCCCGGGCUUGUUGGGGGCGGAGCUCUCAGAGAAACUUGUCAGGGAGAGAGGGAAGCUCGGGGUGGGGGGGGCGGAAGCCAAGCACUUUGUGGCUCCAGGGACACUCGGCCUCUGCCUGAUGGCUGGGGGGCCCUGGAGUACAAGUGCCCCCCCGGGGCUGCCCAGACACAGAGGGGCUGGCCUGUUACACUCCACGGGAGUCAAUCUUUGGCUACCGCCCAGCCCCACCUGGAGUGAGGGCGCGUGCACCUUCCCAGGUGUGGCAGGCUGAGGCAGCUCUUGGCCACCAAGGGCAGUCCCAGAGGAGCAGCAGCUUCCCGCCCUCCGCAGCUGAGGCAAUGGGGCCGCCCACAGGCGAGGGCGUGGGCUCUCAGGCUGGCUUCCUGUUCCUUGGCCCUGGUCCAAGCUGCGGAGACCCAGGUCCAACCAGUUAUCCCCAGUGACAUGGGGAGUGUCUAGAACAGGGACCCAGCGAGGUCAUGGGCCUGGAGGCAGGACGGUGGCUCUCCCCACCUGACGCAGCCAUGGCCCAGCCCUGAGGCCAGCUCCCUACCCGGUGGCAGCAGGAGUGACCACAGGCCAGGAGACACACGGCCGGGCGGGCCUUCGCCGCCUGGGAGCCCCGCGGACUCCCUCACCUGGUGGCUGCGCAGUGCAGGCCAUCCGUGCCCCACCCUCUGCCCUCCACCCUCCUCUCACUGCAUGACAUGUUGACUGUGUUCCCGGGAUGGCCAUGGUGGGGACUGUGGGUGCUGACUGGAAUGAUUCUAGAACCAAAAUAAAGCUGGGGCAGGAAGAGGGGCUUCCAGGGAGCCCUGCUCAACCCCAAA